AUAUGCCACAACAGAAAUGAGUAACACAGCUGAUAUACAUCGUGUAGUACAAUUUUAAUUCGUCAGGUGGCGACACACGUACGUUUUUGGAACUGGUCUGUGUCCUGACAACGCACAGCACAUACUGGAAAAAUUUCGUACCUCUAUACUUUUUACAAAGUGUAAAGUCAGAAAGAACGAUGGUCCUCGGCGGUUCGUGAAGAAAAAAGUGCGUAAAAUUUCGCAAGAGCAUGAGUGUCAGGUAGUCAUCUAAUCGAUGCGUCAAUAAAGUCAGUCUAACUUUCCGCUAGUUGCGCAAGAAUCUCCAUAAAAUCAGUCCGGUUUUUCGGUCUUAGGAACGAAAACUCGCAUCAGCAAUAAAAUGUGUACUGCAGCAAAGGAAAAGCACACAAAAAGACACAGCAUGGGUCAUACUUGCAAAAAACUAGCAAUAGACAUUGCUAAAUGCAUCUUCAUCCAAAUUCAUUGGUUCAUAGACUGCAUUAUAGAGUUCAUCUUUAGUCUGUAUUAUGAUACCAAAGUUCAAAGGGUUCCACCAGUCAGUAACAAACUACUGCUUGAUAGCACUUUGGAAUUAGCUAAAAAAAUUAGAGAGAAGAAAGUAACCGCAGAAGAAGUUGUGAAAGCUUGUAUUGAAAGAUGUAAAGAAGUAAAUGGUUUAUUGAAUUCUGUUGUUGAGGAUCGAUAUGAAGAUGCCAUCAAGCAAGCUAAAGAAGUUGAUGUAAUGCUGAAAGAUGAAAAGUUAGAUAUUGAAGAACUAGAAAAAACAAAACCUUUGCUUGGGGUACCAUUUACCACGAAAGAAAGCAAUGAAGCGAAAGGAAUGCUUCAUUCAAUGGGUACUUUGAGCAGAAAAGGUCACCGUUCAGAUGAAGAUGCAACUGUUAUUGAAAAUGUUAAGAAAGCUGGAGCAAUUAUUAUUGGUAAAACCAAUAUUCCUGAAUUGAAUCAAUGGAUUGAAUCCAGAAACAAAGUUUAUGGCCAAACAAACAAUCCAUAUAAUACAACUCGUACAGUUGGUGGUAGUAGUGGAGGAGAUGCAUCAAUUGUUGCUGCAUGCGGUGUUCCAUUUGCUGUUGGCAGCGAUAUUGGUGGCUCUGUAAGAAUACCCUCUGCAUGUAAUGGAGUAUUUGGAUUGAAACCCAGUGAAGGUAUGACUUCACUAAAAGGUAUUGGUUUGAGAAAAAAGGUCUAUGAAGAUUCAAUGGCUGAAGUUGGUCCACUUUGUAAAAAAGCUGAAGAUUUAGAAUUGCUAACUAAAAUUCUGUCUGGCACAUUUUUGAAAACUUCUUUAGAUAACAGUUCUGUGAAUCUCAAGGAUUUGAAUAUUUUCUAUCAAGAAAGCUCUGGAGAUCUCAGAGCUAGUAAACUUAGUUCUGCAGCUUCUAAAGCUUUGUCAAAAGCAGUACGACAUUUUGAGCAAGUUACUGGAAAUGCAACAAAGGUAAAAUUACCUGGUUCAGAGUACAGCUAUCGUUUGUGGCGUUACUGGAUGACCCAGGAAGAUGCAGAUUUCAAGACAGAUUUAACAAAUGGCAAUGGGCGCACAAGUGCUGUAGCAGAAAUUACUAAAAUAUUGAAAGGCAAUAACGAAAUCACAUUGGCAGCUUUGUUGAAAUUAAUUGAUCACGAUAUCUUUCCACAAGAAAAAGGAGAAUGGGCUAGAGCUGUUACUAGUACAAUGAAGGAGUAUUUACUGGAGAAGUUAAAAGACAACGGCGUAUUACUGUAUCCGACGUUCAACUCUGCAAGAUAUCAUUAUGCGUCAUUUGUGAGUCCUUUCAGUUUUGGAUAUUGGGCUAUUUUUAACGUACUAAAACUACCAGUUUGCCAAGUACCUAUGGGUUUGGAUGAUAGUGGAUUACCAGUAGGAGUCCAGGUUGUUGCUGCUCCAAAUAAUGAUAAACUAUGCAUAGCAGUAGCCAAAGAGUUGGAAAGGGUCUUUGGUGGAUGGGUUCCACCAUCAUAAAUCAUCAUUCGGUCAUUAACUUAUUUUUACUUUAUUGUUAUUAACAUUUCAAGCUAAAAGCAAACGUUUUAUAAAUACAAGAGCCUAACAAACUUGAUAAUAAUUAUUUGUACAAAUCAUAGUAAAAAAGAUGAAGAGUACACCUGUAUCGUUCUAGAUGAAAAUAGGUGCUCAAAUCCCAUAAUUCAACGAAACAAUUUCGUAUAUGUAUAUGAUAGCCAAGAAUAGUUUUGAUUUUAAAAUAUUUCAAAAAUACAAAGCCUGAUUUUCGCAUAAUGAUUUUUAUAACAUUUCAAUCGUAAUUGUAUGUACAAAUUUUUGUUUAGCUAUAUCUGUAUAUAAGGUGUAUGAAACUCAGAGAACGUAAUUUAUAUGUGUUGGUAUAUGGGGAAAGUAAGAUUCUUCACUUUCUGAAUUCUAUGUAUACGAUACAUAAAUAAUAAAUUUUUUAUACUCUCAAUGUUUCCCUGUAAUAAAUAUUCUGUUUUAUUUAAAACUUAAA
This is a messenger RNA of Nasonia vitripennis (jewel wasp), 2471 nucleotides long. RefSeq names its product fatty-acid amide hydrolase 2. NCBI's taxonomy places the organism in Eukaryota, Metazoa, Arthropoda, Insecta, Hymenoptera, Pteromalidae. The transcript is spliced from 10 exons. The record is from RefSeq and is a predicted model, not a curated record. Bases 362 to 1969 code for a protein of 535 amino acids.